This is a messenger RNA of Neltuma alba, 1302 nucleotides long. Its product is annotated as quinone-oxidoreductase QR1, chloroplastic. Gene Ontology annotation, molecular function: oxidoreductase activity. The transcript has 5 exons. Lineage: Eukaryota; Viridiplantae; Streptophyta; Magnoliopsida; Fabales; Fabaceae. The record is from RefSeq and is a predicted model, not a curated record. Bases 38 to 1072 code for a protein of 344 amino acids.
UCGAAGUGUACCCCUCAUCCAUUCUCUCCCCAAUUAAAUGGCUCCAGCUCAGUCUUUUGAAGUGCCGAAGGAUGGGAAUUUGGAAAUGGGAAAGCUGAUGCGAGCAGUUCGGUACCACUCCUACGGCGGAGGAGCUUCUGCCUUGAAGCAUGAAGAAGUUUCGAUUCCAAGUCCGAACAAAGACGAGGUUUUGAUUAAAGUGGAAGUUGGCGGUUUGAAUCCAUUUGAUUGGAAAGUUCAGGAAGGCUAUUAUCGACCACUUAUCCCUCGCAGAUUUCCCCAUAUUCCAGGACUGGAUGUGACAGGAGAGGUUAUUGAGGUUGGUUCAGGUAUCCAAAGGUUCAGGCCUGGUGACAAAGUUGUGGCUUGGGUUAACAACUUUAAUGGUGGUGGACUAGCUGAGUACUGUGUUGCAAAAGAGGGCGUGACAGCAUUAAGGCCAGCCGGAGUCUCAGCUAUAGAAUGUGCAGGCUUACCAGUUGCUGGUCUCACAGCUCACCAGGCAAUCAUCCAAGCCGGCAUCCAACUCGACGGAAGCAACCCUCACCGGAUGAACAUUCUGAUAACCGCCGCGUCGGGUGGCGUAGGUCAAUAUGCAGUUCAACUGGCAAAGCUGGGAAACACCUUCGUGACGGCCACAUGUGGGGCUCGCAACAUGGAACUAGUGAAGAGCUUAGGAGCUGAUGAGGUUAUUGACUAUAAAACCCCCGAUGGAGCAGCACUGAGGAGUCCAUCAGGUCAGAGAUAUGAUGCUGUGAUUCACUGUGCAGUGGGGAUUCCUUGGGCAACUUUUGAGCCUAACUUGAGCACUUAUGGGAAGGUUAUAGAUAUAACUCCUUCUCCUCGUGGAGUACUCACAUGGUUUCUCAAGAAACUUACCUUCUCCCAGAAGCAACCUGUGCCUAUGGUCAUGGUUCCAAAAGCUGAGAAUCUUCAGUAUCUGGUUGAUUUGGUCAAGAAUGGGAAGCUCAAGACUAUAAUAGACUCCAAGUAUCCUCUGUCCAGGGUUGAAGAUGCUUGGGCUAAGCUUAUGGAUGGUCAUGCUACUGGCAAGAUCAUUGUGGAGUACUAGGUGCAAGAAUUACAUGAUUUGGCGUGAUUUUAAGUGUCUUCUGCAAGUCUUAGGAAUAAUUUUGUAUGGUUGAAAUGUACCCAACUGAAACUGUGUGUAUUAUUCUAUGUCAUGAACAAACAUUGCAGAUGAUAAUGUUUCAUAAGAUCAAACAAACUUAUGUUGUGGAUAGAUUAUUAUUCGCCAGCAAAAUAACGCCAGGUUUGUAACAAACUUUUUGGUUUUCCUAA